AUCAACCACAGGCAUUAUUCACCCUUCACAACCCAACCAAAACAGACACUCGCCAACCCAGUAUCAAUAUGCCUUCUCCCCGUAACAUUCUCAUCGGCCUUUUGGCUGCCUCACUUUCAUCCACCGUCGUAGCCGAGCAUCUUCGCGUUGUUUGGUCACAAGGCGACUUCUCAACCAUCUCCGGACCCAGCGGCGGAAGCCAAAGCGGUCACAGCUCCGGCUUCACAAUCCUCAAAGACGACGGCACUGCCAUUUACAGCAAGGCAUAUCCCGCCGACCACUCUCCCUGCUACAACACCGGCGAUGGACGCGAGUUCACUUUCGGCGGAGAUUGCUGGACCAAAGAGCGCAAGUUCCGCUGCAAGUCCUCGUUUGCUGGUGACCCCGAGUCAUGCGAGGUCAAGGACCAGGAUGGAAACAGUCUUGGUACUGGAGAGGGCAAGACUGACACAACCUUCAUUGGCAUCGCUAUCGCGCAAGACUCUGCGUGUGUUGUUGAGUUCAAUACUGAUGAUGAUGAGGAUUGCCCAAAGGAUGAGGACAACAACCUGGGUGUUAGAUCUGGUUAGGUGUCAUCAGUCGGUGAGGGGAAAGGUUAGGUAGUAGUGAGGGCAUUGGAGUGUAACGCUGUUUUGUGUAAUGUAUGUUCCUCGCCUUCUUGGAUCUCUCAAUCUGAUAGAUCAAGUAGAGUCAAAUGAUUUGAGCCUCUUAUCUUCUACAGGGUUCAG
Molecule: messenger RNA, 728 nt
Organism: Fusarium oxysporum Fo47
Lineage: Eukaryota; Fungi; Ascomycota; Sordariomycetes; Hypocreales; Nectriaceae
Exons: 1
Coding region: 69-569 (166 amino acids)
Source: RefSeq, a predicted model, not a curated record